UCUUGGAUCUUGCGAAAGCCAGAAGUCCAGACACCAAGCCUCAACUAUUGGAAGAGCUGCGUCAUGCUUUAAUGGAAGUCGGCUUCUUAUACAUCAAGAAUACCGACAUUCCAAAUGAGUUAUUGGACCAAGUAAAGGCAGCUGGAACGGCCAUCUUUGACAUUGCUGAAGAGCAANAAGAGGUCAGACUGAAGAUAGAGAUGAAGAAUGCCCCAUCUUUUCUGGGCUACUCUCGCCUGGCAGCAGAGAUCACUGCUGGAAAGAUAGACCAACGUGAACAGUUUGACUUUUCAACAGAACACCCUCUUCCGAAGGCAGAUGCACCACGCUAUGAGAACCUUCGGGCACCAAAUCAAUGGCCAUCCGACCAGGCGUUACCAGGGUUUCGAGCAACCUUUACCGAGUACAUGAAUAGGAUGGGUGAAAUGUCUAUUGCAUUCACAUCAUUGAUUGCCGAGGCCAUUCAUCUGCCACAAGACGCCUUUACGAAAUACUUUGACAAAGACCAACAACACAAACUCAAGAUUGGUGUUUGUGUGUCAACAACUCAUCGUGUGCUAUCACCCUCUGCCGGCUCAGGUGCCAGACUAUCUAUCCCUUUCUUCCAAGGAGUGAGAUAUGAUGCAGAAUUCGACGAGCUGGACGCAGUCGGCGUUGGAAAUGUACCAGAAGAUAUCAAGNAGCAGCGUCGACGCGUGGUCGAGCGAAACGGUGGCAGAGUUGAUGAUGUCGAAUUCACGUUCAAGAAGGGCAACAAAGCAAAGACGCUUGGUGAGGCUACGCUGCGCAAUCGAGUCAAGAGCCACCAGGAUGUCGGCGAACGCUGGUAUCCUGAUAUACUUCAAGAACUUCGCGAGGAGUGGAGUUCGGCAAAG
This is a messenger RNA of Aureobasidium musti, 875 nucleotides long. The record is from the annotation of a GenBank genome assembly. NCBI's taxonomy places the organism in Eukaryota, Fungi, Ascomycota, Dothideomycetes, Dothideales, Saccotheciaceae.